AUGGCCGGCGUGAGGGCCGCCAUGUUGGGGCUGGUGGGGCCGCUGAGGGCGGCCUUCUCGUCCUCCUUUUCGUCCUCCAUUUUGUCCUCCUUCUCCUCAUCCUGCCAUGGCCGCCUUUCCCUUCCGUCCCGGGCCGCCUCCCCGGGGGCGAGGAGGCUGCUGAGCGCGUCGGCCGGGGCCCGCUCAGAAGAUAAAAUAACCAUCCACUUUAUAAACCGUGAUGGUGACAAAUUAACAACUAAAGGAGAAGUUGGUGAUACCUUGCUAGAUGUUGUUGUCAAUAAUAAUCUAGACAUUGAUGGAUUUGGGGCUUGUGAAGGUACUCUGGCUUGUUCGACCUGUCACCUCAUCUUCGAGAACCACAUAUAUGAGAAGCUGGAUGCCAUCACCGACGAGGAGAAUGACAUGCUUGAUCUGGCCUAUGGACUGACUGACACAUCCCGUUUGGGCUGCCAAAUCUGUUUGACCAGAGCCAUGAACAAUAUGACCGUCCGAGUCCCCGAAGUGGUGGCUGACGCCAGACAGGCUGUAGAUUUGGGGAAAAACUCAUAGAACGCAGUCACCGGGGGUGAUUUUGUCAGAUUUUGACAAAGCGUUUUUGUAACUUAAUGGGACCUUGGAAAAUUAAGUUUAAAUGGUUAAUACUUGUAUUGAUUUUAAUACUUGCUGUUUUGAUUUGCCUUUAUCAAUCAAUGAGAUUUUAUGAUCCCGAAAAAUGAGGCACGAUUAUAUUUUUGCAUUUUUCUGGUUCACUGUCGAGAGUUUAAAUUGGUUACUAGACAGACCGUCAUGAGGCACCGCUAGUUGUAUCUGAAAUGUUUCCCCAAAUCAAAUAGGCUGUUUCAUUUAGAGAUCAAUCAAAAUAUUUUUUUUUAAAAGCCAGGGGAACUAGGCGUCCUAUUAGACAGUAAUAAGCCAAACAAAUGGAUGUCAUAGUACAGAAAAAGCAAACACAUUUUUAGUGAACGAUUACAUUCCUAAUGGUAUUAGAGCAGAUUUCGAGGUAAAUUAUCUGCCUUUGAAUACAAUUUACAGUCUUGUCAGAUUGGGGCUCCGAAUGCUGUGAGUUUGACUACAGGGUGUGGUGUGUCGCCCGUGGAAAUGAGUGAUCCUUGAAUUCAGACAGGAGAAAUACUUGGAAUACUAAAUUCUUCAGUAUUUUCCUUUCCAGAGGAGAAAUUUUAAACUUCUGUCAAUUCGUCUCAGUCCCCUUAGUUUGAAGUCUCAGUCUCUCCCAGAGUGGAAUGAUUGAUCCUUGAAUUCAGAUAGGAGGAAUACUUGGAGUACUAAAUUCUUCAGUAUUUUCCUUUCCAGUGGAGAAAUUUUCAACUUCUGUCAUUUCGUCUCAGUCCCCUUAGUUUGACGUCUCAAUCUCUCCCGGGGUGGAAUGACUGAUCCUUGAAUUCAGAUAGGAGGAAUACUUGGAAUACUAAAUUCUUCAGUAUUUUCCUUUCCAGUGGAGAAAUUUUCAACUUCUGUAAUUUCGUCUGAGUCCCCUUAGUUUGAAGUCUCAGUCUCUCCCAGAGUGGAAUCUUCUUUCAUAAUCAUUGUGAUUUUUCUGACUGGACGCUAGAGGAAGGGAAACCAGAAUGACUUUCUGAGGAUAUUUCGGCUAUUUACUCAUAGCAAUGCCUGGAAACAGUUUGGAGUCUUGUGGAGGGCUUUGUAGUACAACUGAAUUUUAAUUCACUGCUAUAAUUAAACCGUAAAGAUUGGUACAGUUUUUUUCCCCUAUGUAAUGCCUGUGAACCGCUGAUACUGAAACCCGGUGAAUCUUAGAGGCCAUCUCCGUCCUGAGUAAUAAGCAUCGGGAGUGGGAAAUUGUGCCCAGCUGUUAAUAAUAAUUAAUGGUACUUGUUAAGCACUUACUAUAUGCCAAGCAGUGGGGCAGAUACAAGUUAAUCAUGCAGAGGAGCCUGAGAAUUGAUGACAGAGAUGUUUCAAAUAUUCUGAACACACAUUUUGAAGCAGUGAAAUGCUCACGCAGCAGCUCAAGCUUACUUGGUUUAAGAAAACAAUGUGCAAAUUGGAUCGGCUCACUCUUUCUGGACUUCACACUGUUUCUCUAAGAGUAAGAGAACAAAGAAAACUUGAAUCCGAGAUGUUGGUGAUGGCUUGUGCUUAAAGCCCACACUUUUGUUUUCAUUUGUUUUAGACUGUGAGCCCACUGUUGGGUAGGGACUGUCUCUAUAU
Tachyglossus aculeatus (Australian echidna) is the source of this 2193-nucleotide messenger RNA. It is a transcript of the gene FDX1, whose product is annotated as ferredoxin 1. Gene Ontology annotation, molecular function: 2 iron, 2 sulfur cluster binding. Gene Ontology annotation, biological process: positive regulation of oxidoreductase activity; P450-containing electron transport chain. Gene Ontology annotation, cellular component: mitochondrion. The record is from RefSeq and is a predicted model, not a curated record. NCBI's taxonomy places the organism in Eukaryota, Metazoa, Chordata, Mammalia, Monotremata, Tachyglossidae. The transcript has 4 exons. Bases 1 to 552 code for a protein of 183 amino acids.